Molecule: messenger RNA, 1341 nt
Organism: Annulohypoxylon maeteangense
Lineage: Eukaryota; Fungi; Ascomycota; Sordariomycetes; Xylariales; Hypoxylaceae
Exons: 5
Coding region: 1-999 (332 amino acids)
Source: RefSeq, a predicted model, not a curated record
AUGAGCUCAGGCGUACCAGAUUACGGCCCCAACAUCAUUGCCGCGCUAUGGACUUGCACGUCUCUCGCUUUCCUAUUCCUUUCGCUACGCCUGUUUUGUAAGUUCUACAAACGAGCGUUACCGUUCUGGGAUGACUAUAUCUUGGUCGUAUCCUGGUGCAUUCUUCUAUCAACUAGCGCUUUGAUCACUCUCGACGUACGAGAUGGCUUUGGAAAACAUGAAACUGAUAUCAUUGCCGAUCAUGGCGUUGAAGCGUUGACCCGAAUUGGAAUGAGAGACGACAUUGUUGGAUUUCUUGUCCCUUUUGCCAUUGCCUGGAGCAAAACAUCGUUCGCGGUGACGCUCUUACACAUACUAGAUAAAGGAAGGAUUAGGAUAGUCAUAUGGGCUAUCAUCGUAUCGACGAACCUUCUACUUGUAAUGGCUGCCUUCUCCUUCUUAUUCCAAUGCAGUCCCGUCGAGAAGUUAUGGAACCCUAGAGUUCCGGGAACGUGUUGGCCCGAUAUGAAUAGGGUGCUUUCUAUGCUUGCCUCAGCAUAUUCGGGGUUUAUGGACUUUGUUCUUGCUUUACUUCCUUGGACAUUCAUCUGGAAGCUGAAUCUCAGGCGUGAGGAGAAAAUAGGGGUAGUAGCGGCUAUGAGCAUGGGCAUCUUUGCUGGUACAACGGCGAUUGUCAAGUGUUAUUACCUACACAAUCUAUACAGUGUCGACUUUUUCUAUGCUGGAGGCAACCUAGCUAUCUGGGGGACUGCAGAAGUUGCCACCACUAUUAUGGCUUCUUCUAUUCCCGUGUUGCGAGUUCUCAUCCGCGAUGUUGCAUCCGCGGCUUCACGUAAUCAUCGUUCAUUGCUGCAUGCUGGUGGUUCGCUCGGGUCUCAAGGAAGUAGGGCAACGGAGACGAAUCAUAGCCCAUGCACCUAUGUCGAACAUGAGCCGCUUUCAUCUUUUGGAGCCUUGGGUGGUGCUGUAUCCAAAUGGUCCACAGAGAUGACAUCGUGAAUUUUGAAGUGGUCCGGAAAUUUCAACUUGUAAGCCAAGCGUCCGAUUCACUCGAUGACUCUGAAUGGUCCGGCAUAUUGUUGUUCCAAUUUUCGACCCAGAACUGCUGCAGCUGGAAUGUUGUAUCCCUUGUGCAGACGCAGCAUGACCUUAGGCCUCAGCAGCUCUUCUGUCAUGCUGUCAAGCCUUUAACGGGAUACCGUGAGAGUUACCUGGGUACCCCAGCUAUAGCCACGAUGUAGGACGCUGGAUGCCUUAGGGCUUGAGGUUAGCCUACGAGAGGUUUCCUUGGCAUACACAUCCCUAGAUAGGUAGACAAAGGAGGAUUCUCAUAUGUAUAUC